UCAGAAGAGUUCAGUCGGUUUUCGCCGCCUGACUUGACUUUUUACGCUUAUUACGAGUUGAUUUGUCAAAAUAUUUGGGUGCCACGUAUUUCUCAAGGUAUUUUCUGCAAAUAAUACUGAAAGAGGCACUUAUUAGACGAGAUGGGAGCUGGGCAGAGCAUUGAGGUUCCCGGUGGUGGUACAGAAGGAUAUCACGUACUGAGGGUACAAGACGGCUCGCCUGGCCAGAAGGCCGGCCUCGAAUCAUUUUUCGAUUUUAUUGUUGCUAUAGGGAAUACAAGACUCGACCAAGACAACGAAACCUUGAAGGAGCUGUUGAAGAUUAACACGGACAAACCCAUAAGGAUGACUGUCUACAGCAGCAAAACGCAAUCGGUUCGGGAGGUAUCGAUUACGCCUAGCUCGAAUUGGGGGGGACAAGGCCAGCUGGGAGUGAGCAUACGGUUUUGUUCAUUUGAAGGCGCAAACGAGAAUGUUUGGCAUGUCUUGGAGGUGCAUCCCUCGUCUCCAGCCGAGCAAGCUGGUCUGCGGGCGUUUACAGAUUACAUUAUUGGAGCUGAAGCAAUCCGACACGAGAGCGACGAUUUAUUCACUUUGAUUGAAACUCAUGAGGGCCAGGCUUUGAAAAUGUACGUGUACAACGUUGAUGACGACGCUUGCCGUGAAGUUACGCUCAAGCCGAAUUCGAAGUGGGGCGGCGAAGGAAGCCUUGGAUGUGGAAUCGGCUACGGUUACUUGCAUCGCAUUCCAGUCAGAGCGCUGCCUGAGGAAUCGAAAAGUUUAUUAAAAAGUCCUGUCAUACCGGAUGUACCACAAUCAACGGAGCUCCAGGCGCCGGCCAGCCUAGCUAACACGACCGUAAGCCCAUCAUUUCCUUACGUGCCACCAUUGACGAAUACUUUCACCACCACACCUACCACCAUGCAAACAUCAGUUCCGCCACCAGCAGCACUACCGGUUUCAGUGACGAGUCAAGCUUUCUCUACUCCAUCGACUGACACCAGUUCAGUUCCUGCGAAUGAACCAAUCAUGUCAACAACAACUGGAACUACGAUGGCGACCACAUCUGGUUCACUUUUUGGAACAACCGAUAGUACGAAAGAAUUAUUACCACCCACUAGCAUCCCCGGUGCAACACAGUCAGCGCCGUCGAAUUCAGAGUCAGUGUCUAAUGUAAAUACAAAUAUCGUAAACAAUGCACAACCGCCAUCGGUCCCUGCGAUUCCCAUGUUCUCCCCACAACAGUUUUCGCAUUUACCACCUCCGUCCUCGCUCCCUAAUUUGCCGGGUUUCGACACUACUCCAUCUUACAACACAGCUACACAGGUGAACAACCCAGCUUAUCUUAGUUACCCAGCCGCGAUGAUUCAGCAGCCACAACAGCCCGGUCAGCCGCAAUCUGGCAAUGUAAAUUUCCCUCAACCUCAUAUGCAGACUUAUUCAUCGUAUCCGCAAGUUCAACAAGUUUCUGUUCCAAUAUCUUUACCUGGAAUGCCCGCCAUUACCGUUAAUACCACAAUACCGACACAAACGCUGCAAUCUUUUCAAUAUCAAAAUUUAACAUCUCAUCAGAAUUGAUCAAAUUUCCAAAAAAGUAAUUUUUUAGCGGGAAUAAGAUGGAGCUUGGUAGCGGGAUUUAAAAAAAUGAAUAUAGAUAUUAUGAGAGAAAAAUCGCAAUUUUUACUACUGAAGCUACACGAAACCCAUUUUAAAUGUUAAGAACACCAACAAACUGAACUAUAACAAUUAUCUUAGAAGAAAAAUUUAUAACCAACUAUAUAUUUAUGGCGAUUCGUGUUAUGUAAAUUAAAACUAAACAAAUUAUAGAAAUGCUUUCAAUAAAGACAAUUGUAAGGCA
Molecule: messenger RNA, 1858 nt
Organism: Hermetia illucens (black soldier fly)
Lineage: Eukaryota; Metazoa; Arthropoda; Insecta; Diptera; Stratiomyidae
Gene: Grasp65
Product: Golgi reassembly-stacking protein 2
Exons: 5
Coding region: 142-1578 (478 amino acids)
Biological process (GO): Golgi organization
Cellular component (GO): Golgi apparatus
Molecular function (GO): protein binding
Source: RefSeq, a predicted model, not a curated record